Molecule: messenger RNA, 1655 nt
Organism: Fundulus heteroclitus (mummichog)
Lineage: Eukaryota; Metazoa; Chordata; Actinopteri; Cyprinodontiformes; Fundulidae
Product: protein-serine O-palmitoleoyltransferase porcupine
Exons: 13
Coding region: 244-1596 (450 amino acids)
Biological process (GO): Wnt protein secretion; canonical Wnt signaling pathway; protein palmitoylation
Cellular component (GO): endoplasmic reticulum; membrane
Molecular function (GO): palmitoleoyltransferase activity; Wnt-protein binding
Source: RefSeq, a predicted model, not a curated record
AUCACAUUAUUUCCGGUAAGAAAAAAAAAUCUCGCCUUGGUCUGGAACUUGUCCUGUGCCGCUGCAACCCAGCGGGAUGCUGCAGAAAGCAGCUUUGAAUAAAACUCUGAGCAGGUCUGAGUUGAGGCAAACAUCUGAUCUAUUUGAUUUCAUCGAGACCAUCAGGAACAUCUGCUUUAUUCUGCUGGUCCUGAAUUACCCCGAGUUUAGGGAAAACUCUGGAGUUCUCCUUCCAGAAAGAGGAUGGACCUUGCCAGCAGGCUGAUGAUAUGGCAGGAGCUGGCUCAGAGCUGUGGCAUCGCUACUUUACAGCAGAGCGUCCAGCAGCUAUGGAGGCUGCUUCUACUCUGUCUCAUCUGCAGAGUCUGCUUCAGGCUGGGAGUUUCAUCAACUGUGAAGCACGUCAUGUCCAUGUUGACUGGGAUGUAUGGCCUGUUCCUUUUCUUGGAGCUCCACAUGCUGUGGGUGCUGCUGCUCAGCCUUAUCUGUUACCUGAGUCUCCUGCUCUGCAGACACUCCAGCAGCAAAGGCCUCUUCCUCUCAGCUGUUAUCCUUGUGUACCUGCUCAUUGGAGAGUUGCAUUUUAUCGAUAUGGGAACCUGGAAUAAAAUACGAGGCUCACAGAUGGUGGUGGCCAUGAAGGUGAUCUCGCUGGCCUUUGAGCAUGACAAAAGAGUUGUGACUAACCUGCCAUCCCCCGCUGAGUUCCUUGGCUAUGUUUUCUUUGUGGGUACUGUUGUCUUUGGGCCAUGGAUCAGCUUGUCCAGUUACAGAAAUGCACUUAAUGCACCAAAACUGAACUACUCGUGGCUGUACAGUUCCCUCCUUAGUCUUCUAAAAAGUCAGAUCUGUCUGCUGGUGUCUACCUGCAUCGCUCCAUAUCUUUUCCCUUUGUUCAUCCCAGUCUAUGGAAACUCUGUCACACAAAAGUGGCUGCAUGCUUAUGAGAAUGCUGUGUCCUUCCACUUCAGUAAUUACUUCGUGGGUCAUCUGAGUGAAGGCACCAGUAUGUUAGCUGGAGCAGGCUUCACAGAAGACAAAGACAAUGUCAAAUGGGAUAUGAGCAUAGUGAAACCUCUAAGUGUGGAAAUGCCUCGCUCCAUGGUGCUGGUGGUGAUUUCCUGGAAUAUUCCAAUGUCCCAGUGGUUAAAAACCUAUGUGUUUAAAACUGCCAUGAAACUGGGAACGUUCCCAGCAAUCCUGGUGACAUACACGGCCAGCGCCCUCCUGCAUGGCCUGAGUUUCCACCUGGCAGCUGUUCUGCUCACACUGGGAUUCAUCACAUAUGUCGAACACGUUCUGAGAAAGAGGCUUGCAUUUAUCCUUAGCGCCUGCAUCCUGUCCAGGCCCUGUGCGUCUGAUUGCAGCCAUCAACACAAGAAGAAUCUUUGGGUGCUGUUGCUGAAUCUAGUUUUCAGCCUGCUUGUCAUCUUCCAUCUUACCUACUUGGGCUCCAUGUUUGAUCCUGGAUCUGAUGAACAGGAAGUAGAAGAGGGUUACGCUGCCAUCCACACCAUACAGAGGUGGUCUGAACUGAACUGGGCGAGCCACUGGAUCAUUUUUGCUUGCUGGAUUUUCUAUCGUCUCAUUCAGUGACCUUAUUGUGGCAGAUUUAAAAGAAAUGUGCAAAAUUAAAACUAUUUUUUUAUACCAAA